AACACUUUCAUCUCGAUAUAAUAUACAUAAUGCUUAUUAGCUGAGUUUAAUUUAUAGACAAAGUAAUUAGAGAGUUCAUUUAAAUUAUGUUUAAAAUAGUUUGGAAUUUUGUGUGCCUGCUAACGACGGUAUAUUGUAUUGGCGUUGAUGUGGAGACUCACAAUCCACUUGGUUCAGUACAAUUUCCAGAUGAUCCGGACCCAGUAGAUUCAUAUAUUAAUUGUCAAAGGUGCCAAGGUGGUCCAUUAACGCACUGUGGACAAGUGAUUGGAAGAGGAGUAGAAGAAGGAUUCGUGUGUAAAACCAAUCUUUGUUAUGAAGCCUAUAUUGGUUACCAAAAUGGAGCGAUGCCUAUCGUCCAAAGAAGAUGUUGGCAACCUAAUGAAAACGAAACAGCACCUGACUAUUGCACAUGGUUUGAGACAUCAGAGCAGAAAAAGAAAACAAAUGCCAUUAUGAUUGCUUGCAAGCAUUGUACCGAGGACUUGUGUAAUUUGGAUAAGGAGUUCUGGCUGGACCCAAGAUAUAUUAAGUACCCAAAUUAUGAUCAUGAUAAACACCACCAUCUUAACCACUAUCACAUCAAUUAUGAUCAUGAGAGAUAUGACGAUAUUAACUAUUAUCACACAAAAUAUGAUCACGAUAGGCAUGACGACUAUAACCAUUAUCUCACACAUUAUGAUAAUGUUAAACAUGACUAUCAUAGAUUUCCGUAUUACACGCAUCAGGAAUAUAAUCGUUAUUAAAAUCCAACAAUAAAAUGUAAUUACAUAUUAACUUCAUAGGAUUGUAAUAUAAUUGUAUAUUGUGCAACAAGUGCAGAAAGGUACUAAUUUCUCACGAGUUUGAAAAGUCUCACACGAGUGAGAAAUUACCUUUCUGCACACGUGUUACACACUAUACUUUUUCUACAACCACAGUUUUUGCUAAAAAUAAAAAUCACAAUUUUCAAACGAAGAUUAAUUAUUAUAAUAAAUUAUAAAUUUUAAACUGUAUUUAAUUAAUACUAAUCAAUUUAAAUUCCUUAUACCUAAACAAAUUACACAGAAAUCAGUUAAAAAAUUAAUGAACUGCCUUAAUUUGUUUGAAUUAAAACUAUUUUAAAUAAUUAUUAUAAAGUAAUGUCACAUUUGACGUUAUAUUUAUGAAGACACUGAUUUCCACUAUACCUACUUCAUUCGACGUAUCUUGCUGAGGUUGCUAAAUCCUUAUUGGUUAAUUGACAAUUAUAAAAUGUUUAUUAAGAAUAAAAUUGUGAAAUGAAACAGUUGUAACAUUAAUAAUUUAAUUUCUAUACGAUAAUUAAGUAUAAUAACUGUCUUACAGGUUAUAAUAUGUUUGUCUACACUUUAACCACAGAUGUAAACAAAAGAUAUAAAGUUACUCAGAAUGAGGUAGCCAGUUGUAGAAUACUAAAUUCAGGGCCGGUUGUUCGAACGCUAAUCAAAACUGAUCAUUAUCAAAUAUUUAAUUACAAUUAUAUUUGAUUAAGGAUUUUGAGGUUAUGUUGACUGAUUUAUUUUAUUAUUUUGAUUUUAAUUUAAAAUAAAACAUAAUUAAACUCUUUCUGAAGUUAAUUUCUUGUUUUUACUUACAAAUCAAUAAUAAUAAUAAGCAAUUUUUAAUAAUUUAAAAGCUGCGGCUAUAUUUUAAUUACUGUUUUACUUACAAUCAACAACUGAUUAGUGUUUUACAUGUAUUUUUCAUGUCGCGAUUUGAUUUCCAACAAGAAAAUUGAUUACAAUAAAUUAUUGAUUAUAAUCAACUUCUUGAUUAGCGUUCGAACAACCGGCCCUUAAAGUUCAAAAAUAAUCUGUUAAAUUAGCGAAUUUUCCAGAUUUCUCGGAUAUGAGAUGUACUUAAACCGGUUCUUUUUUGAAAAGUACUAUCAAAUCUAAUAUCUCAAAUAAAAAAAUUUAAUCAAAACAAGUUACAAUUAUAUUUUUUGUGGAAUGUAAUGGUACUGUGCAGAAAAGAACUUUUUCUAUGGAUGCUAUACAAUAUGCAACUUCUCUCACAACUUACAUACAUUCAAAACGAACAAUUCCUCAUGCAGUGAGAAAUAUUUUUUCUCACGGGUUCUCCUACGGUGUUCCAUACUAUGAGCGUCGUUUCCAUGGUAACAUGCACAAUACAAACAUAUAGUCCGUCCGCUAUAACUUUUCCCAUGCGGUACGAUUCAUUUUCAAUCAAAUUAAGUCAAGACAGAAAGUGAAACGUACGCAGAUGUCUGUAGUCUAUAGUAUACAAAAUGUAUAUACACAUCUACGUUCGUUUCAAUUUAUGUUUUGACUUAAAUUGAUUGAAAAUGAAUCGUACCGCAUGGGAAAAGUUAUAGCGGAUGGACUAUAAUUAAUGUUGUCAAAUAUAUGUGUUAAAAACAAAACCUAACAGGAAUUACCUGUCAAAACUGCUCAAAAAUAACUGUUAAUUAUAAAACACGCUGUAUUUUCCUGUCACCGUGUCACAAAGAAAAUUGCCCAGCGCAAGUACAUGUAAUAAUAAUUAUUACAUGUACUUGCGCUGUCCAAUUUUUCGUAUGACACGGUGACAGGAAAAUACAGCCUGUUUUAUAUGUUCGUUCAUGGGUAUUCUUUCAUUUUUCCUACUGUAUAUGUAUUUUAUUUUGAUUAAUGCAUAUAAUAUACUAGUCCAUUCUUUCACGGUUUUUGCUCUAAAUUUUAAAGAACAGCUUGGAUUGACCUGAAAUUUGGCAUACGUAUAGCUUACAUGUCAAAGAAAAAAAGUGAUAUUGUGCCGAUGUGUGCUUUUGCCCUGGGGGUGACUUUCACCCCUCUUGGGGGUGAAAAAAUAUAUGUUCAAAAUAAGUCCGCAAAUGGGUAAACUGACUAAUUUUAAGUAACUUUUGUUCUAUAGAGCUUUUUCGCCAAGUCAACACUUUUCGAGUUAUUUGCGAGUGAAUAUGUUCAUUUUUCAACAAAAUAACCACAUUUUUAGACGGUUUUUUGCAAAUAACUCAAAAAGUAAGUAUUUUGUCGAAAAAAAAACGUUCUUAGCAAAAAUAUAGCACAUAAAAAAGUAAAAAAAAUGGUGUUCGCGUUAGGUCUCUGGAUCUCGUAGAACCAGAGUUAUAGCCAAUGAAAAAUAGAUUCACAUUCACCAAAUUUCAAAUAGAAUAUUUCGACGUGAAAUAUCCAAAAAAUUAAGCACUUUUUGGGUAAAAUCCAUUAUAAUUUUUUUAAAGUGUUUUAAAAAAGCUUUAUUUCUGUUUUUACAAAAAGUUUCUAGCAUUAAAUUUAAGCAAGUUACGCUCAAAAGAAAGUUGGUCCCUUUUGUUUUUGCAAAAAAAAAAUCGGCAAGACCACCCCCUAAUUAGCAACUUAAAUGAAAUUAAUCGUUACCGCUCCACAAAUUAUUUUACUUAUGUUGUGUUUAUAUGAUCUGUAAGUUUCAUCGAUUCAAAGUGCUUAUUUUUGAAAAAAUUUGGUUUCAAAGUAAAAUUUUUAAAAAUUUAAAUUUUGAAAAAUAUGCUUUUUUUCAAAAUAACUCAAAAAUUUUUAGAGAUACCAAAAAUCUCGAAAAACAAAAAAGUCAGAUUUGCUUUUCUGAAUAUCAUGUGUUUUUUUGUUUUUCUGUUGGACAAAAAUUGAUUAAGAUUUGGUGUUUCUAAAUUUGCAUACAUUCGUGAUCAGUGACUCGUUCAACCCCUUUUAACUACAGCCCUUUCAAUAAUAAGGACUUUGAACCGAUGAAACUUACAGAUCAUAUAAACAAUAUAUCCACGAGUCAAGAAACUUGUGAAGUCGUAACGAUUAAGUUCAUUUAAGAUACUAAUUAGGGGGUGAUUUUCUCGAUUUUUUUACCAAAACCAAAAGGGACUAACUUUAUUUUGAGUUUAACUUGUUUAAUUUUGAUGCUAGAAAUUUUUUUUAUAAAACAAAAAUGAAGCUUUUUUAAACAUUUUAAAUAAGUUGUAAUGAGCUUUCCCCGAAAUGUGCUUCAUUUUUGGUUAUUUCACGUUAAAGUGUUCCAUUUCGAAUUUGACGAAUAUGAACCUAUUUUUCAUUAGCUAUAUUUCUGCUAGGUGUAGAGACGUGAUAUAUACACCAUUUUUUAAAAUUUUUUACAGGCUAAGAAUGUUUUUUCGACAAAAUUCUUACUAUUUGAGUUAUUUACGAAAAACCGUCUAAAACCGUGGUUAUUUUGUUGAAAAACAAAUAGAACAAAAGUUACUUAAAAUUAGUCAGUUUAUCCAUUUCCUAACUUUUUUUGGACGAAUAUUUUUUCACCCCCAAAAGGGGGUGAAAACCACCCCCAGGGCAAAAGCACAUAUCGGCACAAUAACACUUUUUUUCUUUGGCUUGUUAGCUAUGUGUAUGUCAAAUUUCAUGUCAAUCCAAGCGGUUCUUUAAAAUUUAGAGGUUUUGCAAUAUUUUACCGUUAAAGAACGGACAUACCUAAAAGCAACUAAAUUAUUUAAUUUUGAAGUUUGAACUUCUGACAAAACCGCAUCCAUAGAAAAAGUACAGUGUACAACACACGAGAAAAUUACAUAUUUCUCCCUCGCUUGAUUUGCGGCCCUCGCCUCGUGCCUCGGCUCGUGCCAACAAUCUUCUGCGCUCCUGAGAAAUAUGUCUUUUUUCUCACUUGUACAAUAUACUAUUCCGGCACAGAAACGUCACUUUUCUGCAUACUAAUGUCAUAUACCAUAAACUGUGAGAAAAUGUCAAGUUUCUUAACAAAAAACUCUGCAGAAAAGUGCAUUUUGAAUAGUGGUUGUAGAAAAAAAUGGUUUUUUAUAGAUGGUUCUUAAGCUAUCUUUGAUUUUGUACUUAAUAUUUUUCACAUGGAAAUAAACAAAAAAAAUAAAAAAAACUUAAUUUUUUCAAAAAAAUUGUUGUAGUAUAACCUGUGAAUCCCUCAUCAUCAUCAGCAUCAUCAUUUAUCUUUCUCUUGCAUCCCCUGUUGGAUAUACCUAAGUCUCCUCCAUACCCUUCAAUUUUUCUCUAUCUUGUGCUUCUGUAUCCAAUUUCACACUGUUUUUCUCAAGUCAUCCAUCCAUCUUUUUGGUGGUCUACCUCGGUGUCUUUUAUCUUCUCUAGGUCUCCAUAUGAUAUGGAUGAUACCCAAUUUGGGUUCCGCAAAGGACUUGGAACAAGAGAGGCAUUGUUUGUGUUUAAUGUCCUCUCUCAAAGAUGCUUAGAUAUGAACCUGGAUAUUUAUUCCUGUUUCAUCGACUUCGAAAAAGCGUUCGACAGGGUCCGACAUGAAAAACUAAUAGAAUUAUUGAAAAACAGAGAUAUAGACAGACGAGAUUUACGAAUUAUCAUCAAUCUGUAUUGGAAUCAAAAGGCCAAUAUAAAGAUAGAAGAACAGGAGUCCGAGAAUAUUGAUAUAAAGAGAGGAGUAAGACAGGGUUGUGUUCUGUCUGAUGGAAUCUCUAUAAACAAAAGAAUAGUAAAUAACAUAAGAUUCGCUGAUGACACCGUUAUAAUGGCAGACAUUCUGGAAUCACUACAAGAAUGGCUAAAUAGAAUUAACGAUUAUUGCAUUCGAUACGGACUAAAAAUAAACAAGAAAAAAACUAAAUUUAUGAUUGUCUCAAAAACAGAACAUGGAAAUGAAAGGUUAAUAAUAGAGCAAACCCAAAUAGAAAAAGUUAAGACAUACAAAUAUCUGGGAACCUUGGUUGAUGACAAAAAUGACCAAAGCAAAGAAAUUAAAGUCCGAAUUGAAACUGCAAAGCAAGCAUUUAUAAAAAUGAAGACACUGCUUACAAACAAAGACCUUCAGUUGCCUCUCAGAUUGAGUGCUCUAAGAUGCUACAUAUUUUCUAUAUUGCUAUACGGAAUGGAAGCUUGGACAUUGAAGAGACAACACAUAAGAAGAAUAGAAGCGUUCGAAAUGUGGUGUUACAGAAGAAUAUUGAAAAUUCAGUGGGUUCAAAGGAUUACCAAUGUUGAAGUGCUACGACGUUUAAAUAAGGAGUUAGAAAUUAUGAAAAGUAUAAAAACUAGAAAACUGGAAUAUUUGGGUCACAUUACCACAGGAGAAAAAUAUGAGUUGCUGAUAAUUAUUAUGCAAGGAAGGAUCCAAGGAAGAAGAGGCAUAGGAAGAAGACGCAUCUCCUGGCUGAGGAACCUUAGAGAAUGGUUUAACUGUAGUUCAUUACAACUAUUCAGAGCAGUAGCCAACAAAGUGACCAUAGCCAUUAUGAUAUCCAACCUCCGAUAGGAGAGGUAACUUUAAGAAGAAGAAGGUCUCCAUUCUAUGAGUCUUUUGAUCCACUUAUUAUCAUUUAAACGUGCUACAUGUCCAAUCCAACUUCAUUUGGCUUGUGCAAUUUUUCUACAUCUAUCAUAGGUCCUCUCUAUCACUAUCCUAUUUGGUACCAUAUUUCUUCUUGUUAUUCCCAAGAUUGCCCUUUCUAUUUUUCUUUGGGUUAUUCUUAAUUUAUUUGCAGAUGUUUAUUCAAAGUUAUGAUUUGAACCAUAUUAUAUUACCGGCAGUAUGCAUGGGUUGUAAACUUUUUUUUUCAAGAAAAUCGGUAGCAUUCCUUUCAGAAUAUGUCACAUCUUGCCAAAUGCUGCCCAUUCCAAGCCCAUACGAAGUUGGAUCUCACAAGUAUGAUUGUCUUUCCAUAUUCUAAUUUCAUGCCCUAAAUCAGCGUUUCUCAUCCUUUUACCAUUUGCGACCCAAUUUUCCAAAAUUAUUUUCACCGCGCCCCCCCCCUCGUACAAUAAUAUAUCAUAUGCAAUAACAAUGUACCUUAAGCAUUUUGACAAAAAGUUCAACACCGAUUUGGAACAGAUUGUCUCUUUUCGCGGGAAGUUCCGAGUUAUUUUGAACAUUCUUGAUCGUCUGCCUGCAUCUCCAUCUUCUCAGUUCUGGCUCUGACCAACCAGUCUUUGUCUUAGUCGAGUCAGUUCAGUCAGUCCUGUAACUGUUAAAUUUAUUGUGGAUGUGUACAUAUUAUGUUCUAGUUACACCCUGUUUCGGUCCACUUUUCUCUGCAGAACAAGCCCAAGGAAGUUACUAAUUUACAUUAAAUUUGUUGAUAAUUAGUAUUGAGUAUUAAUAUAGUAUUAAUUAGUAUUAAUUUAGUAUUCAAUGCUCUUUAAUUGUAGCUCCUUGUCAGUGUUCAGGGGUAUUUUAUUUUGUCAGAAUUUUGUUUGGCUUUGUUUUUAGUAAAUUAGUCAAUGUUGGUGUUUUUUUUUAUAUACUCACGCCCCCCCAUUACAAAAAGCGCGCCCCCCUAGGGGGGCGCGCCCCACAGGUUGAGAAUCACUGCCCUAAAUAGAUAUCGUGCCCACCUACUCUCAUAUCAUCAUCAUCAUCAUCACCAUCAUCAUCAUCAUCAUCAUCAUCAUCAUCAUCAUCAUCAUCAUCAUCAUCAUCAUCAACCCGUACUCGUCCACUGCUGGACAUAGGUCUCCCUCAGCUCUUUCCAUCUUUCUCUGUUUUGUGCGGCUUGCAUCCAGUUGCCGACAAUACGGUUCAGAUCGUCAGCCCAUCUGGUUGGUGGUCGUCCUCUGCUCCGUAGUGCUUCUUCUCGUGGUCUCCACUCGACGUUUUGUCCAUCGGUUGUCUGACAAUCUGGCGACGUGUCCUGCCCAAUUCCACUUGAGCGACGCGAUUCUUUUGACGGCGUCCGUUGUUUUUGUUCUACGACGUAUUUCUCCGUUUGGGAUUCGGUCCCUCAGGGAGACACCCAACAUCUGGCGCUCCAUAGCCCUCUGAGUUAUGCGAAUCUUGUUCACUACCUUAUUUGUGAGUGUUAAUGUUUCCGCUCCAUAAGUGAGUACAGGCAAUACACACUGGUCAAAGAUUUUCCAUUUCAGGCAUAUGGGUAAGUCCGAUUUAAAUACAUAGCUCUGUUUACCAAACGCUGCCCAGGCUAAUCCUAUGCGACGUGGGAGCUCGCACGUCUGGUUAUCUCUUCCCAACCGAAUUUCAUAUCCCAAGUACUUAUAAGAUACAGUCUGCUCAAUAUCCAAUCCAUCAACAACAAUAUUACGAUUUAGCACCAGAUUAGUCAUUAUUUGCGUCUUGUUGAUAUUAAUCUUUAGUCCAACCUCUAAGGAAGCCUGAUAUAACUUGUUCAACAUUAUUAUUGCAUCAUCCAUACGAUCGGCUAUAAGGACGAUGUCAUCUGCAAAUCUCAAAUGACUGAGCUUCUCUCCAUUUAUAUUGAUACCAUAUUCGUUCAGAUCUGCCUUCUUAAAAGUGUGUUCUAAAAGGGUUGUGAACAGCUUUGGUGAGAUGGUGUCUCCUUGCAGUACUCCUCGCUGCAUAAAGAAUUUAUUAGUUUGUUGAUCAGAGAGUCUUACGCUAGCCGUUGCAUUGUGGUAGAUAUAUUUUAUCAUGUUAGUGUAGCGAUGGUCUAUUCGGCAUUCUGUCAAUGCUUUUAACAUUUUCUGCUGGUUUAUGGUAUCGAACGCUUUCUCGUAGUCCACGAAUAUCAGUGCCAAUGGUUUGUUGUAUUCCGCCGACUUCUCUAUCAACUUUUCUCAUAACAUCACUUGUAACUAAAUUGGUCAUGUAUUUUGUUUUUUGAAAGUUUAUGUUCAGGCCUACUUGUUUUCUUGUUUUAGUUCUUCUAUAAUUUCGUGAGAUUCAUUUUAACUCUCGUUACAAAAAAUUUUAUUACAAUUUAUUGUGAUUUAUUCCUAUGUGGAAAAUAUUUUAUAUAAAAUGCAAUGUAUGCAGACGUAUAAUAUAAUCUACAUAAUAUACAUAACCUGUAAUUGUACGAAAAACCUAAUAAAUACCUAUUAUCAGUA
Messenger RNA from Diabrotica virgifera virgifera (western corn rootworm), 8744 nucleotides. RefSeq lists its product as uncharacterized. The transcript is spliced from 4 exons. Lineage: Eukaryota; Metazoa; Arthropoda; Insecta; Coleoptera; Chrysomelidae. Bases 87 to 746 code for a protein of 219 amino acids. The record is from RefSeq and is a predicted model, not a curated record.